Messenger RNA from Branchiostoma floridae (Florida lancelet), 2897 nucleotides. RefSeq names its product calcineurin subunit B type 1. Gene Ontology annotation, molecular function: calcium ion binding; calcium-dependent protein serine/threonine phosphatase regulator activity. NCBI's taxonomy places the organism in Eukaryota, Metazoa, Chordata, Leptocardii, Amphioxiformes, Branchiostomatidae. The transcript is spliced from 6 exons. The coding region runs from base 131 to 640 and encodes 169 amino acids. The record is from RefSeq and is a predicted model, not a curated record.
AGCCGAUUGGUCCACUUCCGGGAUUAUCCAUAUUUGGAUACCCAAUAUCCCGGAUGUACAAUUUUGGGGUUGCUGAGGACAGGGAUCGAUUUCUGGUCGUAGGGUAGAAAACCGCAGAAAAUUAGCCAAAAUGGGGAAUGAAUCGUCCCUUCCAGAAAUGUGCACACAUUUUGACCCGGAGGAAAUCCGCAGGUUAGGGAAGCGGUUUAAGAAGCUGGACCUGGACAACUCGGGGUCCCUGUCGGUGGAAGAGUUCAUGUCGUUACCAGAGCUGCAGCAGAACCCACUGGUCCAACGGGUUAUUGACAUUUUCGACCAAGACGGCAAUGGAGAGGUGGACUUUAAAGAGUUUAUAGAGGGCAUGUCGCAGUUUAGUGUGAAAGGCGACAAGCAGUCAAAACUCAGAUUUGCCUUUAAGAUUUAUGACAUGGACAAAGACGGCUACAUCUCCAAUGGGGAGCUGUUCCAGGUGCUGAAGAUGAUGGUGGGCAGCAACCUGAAGGACACACAGCUGCAGCAGAUCGUCGACAAAACCAUCAUCAAUGCAGACAAGGACGGCGACGGGAAGAUUUCUUUUGAAGAAUUUUGUGAAGUUGUUGGAAGUAUGGAUAUCCACAAGAAGAUGGUGGUGGAGGUGUAAUACUCCACAGUUUAUGUUCAGCUCUUUCAACCACUAUACUCACUUUGUGUAACUCUCAACUUUGUACACUAUUUUGUCAUCCUUGCAACUGGUGUCAUUAAGAUCCUGUAAGCUUUACGUUUCUGUUGUACAUGGCAUUUGGUACGUGUUAUUGUUGCUGCAUAAUUUAUGUUAUCCAAUCUGGGGAGGCCACCAAGACUGCAUUGAUGAUAAGGAAAUGUCUCAGGUUGAAAUCUCACAGGAAGUCAAAGAUUUAGCAACAAUUUGUGCUAGUAGGAAAAGUUCAAAAUGAGGUAGUAAGGAUGGGUAUGAUGUCUGGAUACCUUCAGACCAAAGUUUAAAGCAAUACCUUUACAUGUCUUGCCGAGCUUUGUAUGAUUGGGUGCUAGGGUGGGAAAACUGACUUAUAGCUCUCAUAAGGUUAGCUUUUAUUCACCAUCCUGUGACAUACAAUUGACUUGAUAUCAAUGCUGUUUUCUGUCAUGGAGAAACUACUUUGAUAUCAAGGCUAUUUUCUGUCAGCAGCAAACUUCAACCUUAUCCUGUGCUACAUGCCAAUGCUCUAGAGGCUGCUUGGGACUACUACAUGACAACUGACGAUUGGUAUCUGAAUCCAAAUAUGUCCACAAAUGAACAACCACAUGGCUGACUAUCUUAUGAUCUGGAGCUUGGCAUGUUUGCUUGGGGUAACUGGACUUGUUUCAAAAGUCGUCAACAAUCAUAAAUCAACAGUCUUAAACUCCAUGUAGUGGUUGCACCAUAAAUACAAAUUUGUACCUUGUAGAUUUACUAGUCAGCAAAUAUUUUCUUUGUGAAAUCAUUUCCAGUAGUCAAUUACUGAGUGCCAAGUAGAUUAUGCUGGCUACAAAGAAAAAUGUUUUACCGAAGAAAUGUAGGAGGGCACAGGAGAAGGAUGAAUGUUGCGUACCUCAUUAUAGCAAAAUUUUACUUUGCUCUGGAAAAUGCAUAAUAUUAUCUACAAUUGUGAAUAGCACCAGUAUUAACUUUUGAAAACUACUUCUUGUUAGAUUUCUUCCACAAACGUUUUUCUACCACCAUCUGUGGACAUCCAGUAGUUCCAAUGUCACGAGAGAAUCUGGGUAACUACCAGACAGUUCAGUGGACAUGAUGCAUACAUUACGUCAGUAUCAAUGAGGAUAGCUAUGCUGUGUCGUGAGACAAAUUUUAUAGAAUGUAUUACGUAUUUUAACAUACCUAAAAGAUGAUGUUGCUGAAACGCUCAAAUUUGCAUUUUCAAUUCCUAAGACAUAUCCCUCAAAAAGUGAGCACUACAUGAAAUCACCAUUUUUGUAUAUACUAAUACAAAAAGACAAUAACUUAGUUUGUAAAUUUCCUUUGGUCAUUUGUCAGGCUUGUGAAGGAAGUAUUCUUUUUUCUGUUGAGUUCAGUAUUGUGGAAUGUUAUGAGUAGUUUUUGGUGGUGGAGGGUAUUUCUGAACUUAAUAUUAACUUUGUGGUUAGUGUAAUGUUUGUAUAUAUUGUGCGUGUUGGUGCCGCUGUCCUGUAUAACCUAGAAACUGUCCUCCCAAGUAUGCUGACAACUUUAAUAGCAGUUGAAACCUCUUUUGCCAUGGGUUGUUUAUACAGAAAAAAUGGACUGAAGCAGUGACUGAACCAGAAGGAUGUGUUUCUACAUCCAAACAGGUUUUACACAAGGCAAAAGUGGAAUUCAUGGACUUGUCUUAAUCUUCUUCUAUUGGACUGGUAUCCAUAAUUCAUGCAUGCCAGAUAAGCAAUUUGGAAAUUAUCUGAUUGUUAAAGAUGUAGCCUUGUCAGGAUUCAUUUUCAGUGUCGGUAUAGGCUGCAUGAAAGAAACAAGCAUCAGAUUUUGCGAAGAUCCAGGUGUUUGUUCAUCUCAGUGGUAAACAGGCCCAUCAAACAUGUAGGGCAAGUUUACUUGUCUCUUUAGCUUGAAGGUUGACACACCAUGGUCAACAUAGCUAGAUGCUAGAUGCUAGACUGGAUGUUAAACAAGAAGACAUUUUUACUAAGAUCAGACGUCCCUGAAUUCCAGCUUUGUCAAACCAAGGAGCUUUGAUGUAACCCUUGGUCAAACAGGAAAGAUCAUCUUGAUCAGAGCAGGGGUGGUGCCAGGGUUGACAGGAGAAAAUGGUAUAUGUAGUCAUGCUUGCAUGCUUCAAAUUAGGGGCAAGAGAAGAGAAUAUUGAUUAAUGAACAAAUAAUUGUAAUACUUUAAUUCUAAUACAAAAAAAAAGUAAAGUGAUUGGUCUGGUCAA